Molecule: messenger RNA, 2577 nt
Organism: Trypanosoma cruzi
Lineage: Eukaryota; Euglenozoa; Kinetoplastea; Trypanosomatida; Trypanosomatidae
Exons: 1
Coding region: 1-2577 (858 amino acids)
Biological process (GO): N-terminal peptidyl-methionine acetylation
Cellular component (GO): cytoplasm; NatB complex
Molecular function (GO): protein binding; protein-N-terminal amino-acid acetyltransferase activity
Source: RefSeq, a predicted model, not a curated record
AUGGCUGACCGCUCCGUCGUGCGCAUCUUUGACCUGAUCGAUGAGGGCAGACUCGCAUCGGCGGAGGGCCUGCUGGAUGCAGCACUAUCAAAGUAUCCCGACAACCACGCGGUGCUGGCGGCAGAGGCGUUGUUGCUGCUAAAGACAGACCAGUUGGAUAUGGCAAGGGAAAAGGCGGAGGCGCUGAGCGAGCAAAACGUGGUGGACGGGAGGGCUAUAAAUGCCCUUCUUCAUGUUCUGCAGCAUUGCUGUAGCUGGGAGGCAUUGGCACGCACGUACGAGCGCAUAAAAGGCAUUCAAAAUGAGAGAAAUAUGAUGGAGAACCUGCUGCAGACAUAUGUGCGCAUGGGUUCUUAUGACAUGGCACAAAAGACAGCAUUGCAACUCUAUCGUAGAUGGGGGGAUUCUCGCUACCAGGUAUGGGUUGUGCAGGCGAAUUUGUGUCAGGUCAAACCCGGGGCCACCGACGAUAUUCUUCUUAAACUCUCUUCAAAGAUGCUUGACACUACAAUCUUGACAGCCAAUGGUCUCAUUACGUCUUCCACGUCGAGGAUGUACGUUGAGGUGCUCCAUCAACAACAUCUAUACAAUGAAGCUGUGGUGUACCUCUGCAGUGCACGAGGGGCAACAGUAGGGGUCCCAGAGGCCCGACUGGAACUAUUGGCGACAACGCUGCACCGUGGCGGCGAUUUGGCUAGGGCCAAUGCGGUGGCAAAGUACCUCUGGAGCCGUCAACCUGACAAUUGGACAUUUGUGGAUUUGUAUUUGAACACACUGUCUGAAUGCGAUCUCACCGAUGUUGUCUUGGAGCUGGAUGGCCCCAACGAAGAGAGCCGCAUCUUUGUUCAGCUGUCCGAGAGGGAUCGCACGUUGACGGAUGCACUUUAUUUCUGUCACACUUUGCAGUCUCCAUCCUCGUCGUCCGGUGCAAUGCGACCGUGCCGUGGUCCGUUCAUGGCGGAGCUGGAGAUUCUUUUGCGCCAGGGUGACGCCGAUGCACUGCGACAAAAGACGAUUGCCUACGCGAAGCGUUUCUACAAUACUGCGUGCUGUUUCUUGGAUCUUUCGACAUAUUUGGACGAAACGUCAGCUACGGCAAUCUACACCUGGUCCUGCAGCGAGAUGAGUGCUGAGGAGGACGUGUUGCGUUACCACGCACGACGAAUUCUUGGGCUGCGUUGUCACGUGGCAAUGUGGGGCGCGGCACGGGAGCAGCAGCCGGAUUCCACGUCGAUGGAUGAUCUUUUGAGGGCAUGCCGCAAUGCCUACGAGGAGGCCAAGCCACUUUCUGCACAGCUUGCAUGGAGUGAGGAGGGUCUCUUCGAUGGAUACAUCACAGCUGCGCUUAACAUCGUCUUGCACGCCUACCAUGCGACGCGAGAUUUGGGGUGGGUGGAAAAAGGGCUCUUGUUAUUUGAGGGAGUGGACCGUAAGCAAAACAAUUCGGCCUGGCUCAUUUAUUCCGUUUGCUUUGCUCACCUCUUGGGUCUUGCAGACGUGGAGGCGUGUCGCCAGCUAGCCUUCAAGAGUGUGCAACACGACACCAUGUCUCACAUUGGGUAUUGGCCGCUCUUAGCAGGGGUUGCUUUGGAUGAGGCUUGCCAAUGGAACGAUCUUGCCUGGGAGCACUAUCGUGCACUGAAAAAGGAUUGCAGUCUGCUUCGCUCGAAGGUGUUUGCAUUUGUUUCGUGGCCAGCCAUGAAGGACGUUCAGGAGUUUGAACGGCGACAGACAAAUUCCAUCGCGAGAGUUGUUUGUGCGGUGCACCGCAUAGCUGCUGCGCUGCGGCGAUGCCAGACACAGCGCAAUGUGUUUGAUCUCAUGAGAUCGGAGGAGCACACGAUGGAGGAAGCUUUUGAGGCUCUUUGUACCACGCGGGAGAUGGAGCUCACGGACAACACGGACUGGGCCCUGGUGCGGUCCCUGGUGCUGGGAAACAUCCAUGGGGAGAAGGUGAAGGCACUGACGGACUCGUUGGUUGGCAUGCCCACCAGGGAAGAACGCAUCACUCACACACGCCAGCUGUUGGGCAGCCUUAUGCUACUGCAUGACGUUGCGUUGCUGGAGGAGUACCGCGUACAACUGGCAAAUGAUUCGAAGUUGAAGAAGGCAAAAAAAUCUGUUGCUUCGGCCCCAACAAAACCCUCCAUGCCGAAAUUUUUGUGUGAGGGGCGUUUCGACUCCAUGCCGACGCUUCCGAUGAUAAGCAGCAUCGCACCGACCCUGUUGGAGUUUGUGAGGGCGCAGGGGACGUGCGCUGUCAUGCCGCACACCACCGCUUUUGAUGAUGCCCUGCAGUCUGUUGUGGGGUCGCAGCAGCCUUAUGACUUUUUGUUUCCGGAGGCGUUUAUUUUGACCACUCUUCUGCAGGUUGGUGCGGUGUCAGCGCUGCCUAUUCUCGCAUGGUCAAAAGAUCUCCAGAACGCUCUCACUCAGCUGCAUGAUUUAUGCCCCGAAAAGAGGGCCGCAACCGCUCAAGGAUACGCAAAGAAGUUGUUUGAGGCCAAGGCAUCACGUGUGAAGGCGUUUUUGAGUGACUUGCUGCGCGACGUUGUUGCCGUAAGUCGUCGGCGGUGA